Messenger RNA from Scatophagus argus, 2309 nucleotides. RefSeq names its product protein PRRC2A-like. The transcript has 3 exons. The record is from RefSeq and is a predicted model, not a curated record. Lineage: Eukaryota; Metazoa; Chordata; Actinopteri; Scatophagidae. The coding region runs from base 154 to 672 and encodes 172 amino acids.
AGCAGAUAUAAGCAGCAGCCAGUGGUGAAUGGAUGUCAAACUGAAAGAGAGAGUAACCACAGCUGUGCAGUAUCCCACAGAUUCUAUUGAGAUUAUUGAGAAUUCAAGAACAGAUCAGGUGCUACAGAAAACUAAGACAAGAACCAAUCACAGAUGGAGCUUCUCACAACCACCCUCAUCAUCGUCCUCCUCACAACAGCCUCUGCGAAGCCGUUUGCUUGGCGACAGAGUUAUGAUGCUGACAUCCCUGACAGGAAACAAGGAUGGAUGAACAGGUUUACGUGGUCUCGUGGUGAAUCCUCCCGCUACAAACACUCUUCUUCAGAAUCAGAUCAAUCACUGGAGUCGGGGGAGUCUAGAGAAUCUUCAGAAAGUCAAGCUUCAGACGAGUCCUCUGAGGAAGUCCUCAUCAUCGAUCAGACCACACCAGUCAUGAGCACCACUGCUGUGUCGGCCAUCACUACAGGAGCUGUGAGUACGGUCACCCCAGAACCAGGCACAGCGAGCACAGAUGAGCCAAAUGUUACACCUCCGCCAGCAGCAACACCUACACCUGGUGUUGCCACAACACCUACACCUGGUGUUGCCACAACACCCAACAUCGUGACUCAUUGUGUUACUGAGGAAAUUCCAACAAAAUCUCCUAUCACAGAAAACAGAGGAGACAACUAAGCAACUGUGAUCCCUCUUAACAACAAACAAGCACAAUUCUAUUCAAAAUGUGCCAUUUUCAGGACAUUUUGAGUUGUGAGAAUUAAAUCUUAUCAUUUCAAGAAUCAAAAAGGUUAUUGUACAGAUAAUCAGUGGAAAUCAUUUUUUUUCUUUAAUAUAUCUUCAAUAGCUAGCUUUUCUUUGGUUUUUCUACUGCUUUGUGGCAAUUUGAAAAUUGUUUUUCCAUCAGUAACAUAUAAAUGCUUGAAGAAGCAGCUGGCAGGUUUCUCAGUUAAUAGGCCAACAGCAGUGGAGGUCUCCCGCCCUGUUUCCAAAUUUAAAUGUUCCAGUAACUUACAAUGAUGUUUACAGACAGAAAGUCUUUGGAUCCACAGAUUUCGAUUCAGCCGCACUAAUCAAGCAGCUCCACCCAAUCACAGCACAACCCCAGAAAAUGUCUCUACAACUAAACUUUAAAGUUUCAUGUUCAGGCCAGUAAUAUUGUUCUAAGGUUUGGACAUUCAAAGUAAAAACAGUCUCACCACUGGCUUACAGAUUCACAGUUUUAAUGUUUGAUGCCACUGCUGGUUAUCUAAAGUUGAAUGUUCAGUAACACGUGUCUGCACAUAUUAAUAGAUUAUAUUAAUAGGGGCAUUAUUGAAUACUUAAAUACGUACAUUGUUGUUAUAUAUUGUUAAAAAUCAACAAAAUAAAUUUGACAAUGUGUAUUUAUACAUAUAUAUAUAUAUAUAUAUAUAUAUAUAUAUAUAUAUAUAUACGUGUGUUAUUUGGUUUUGAAUCCACCUUCAGAUGUAUUAUUGAUAUAACAUUUUUUUGUUUGUUCAGUUUUUCUGUUGAUGAUAUCCAGCAUUUUAACCACUAAAUGGUGAUGUUGCAAAGCAAUUUUCACAGAGGAAGGACAGUUUUGAAAAAUGAUGUAUAGUGUCAUGAAGUAAUCUAUGGCUCUGUCAUGUUACACCUCAAGUAUUAACUGGCUAGGAAAAUAGAAGCAGGCUACUUCAGUGGAUCCAGUGUGCCAAAUAAAAGUUGUACAAAAAGUAUUAUCAGUAUUAGCAGAGCAGAUCUAUGUGGAAGAUCUAUGUGGACAAUCUAUGUGGAAACUCAGUGUUUCCACAUAGACCUUCAGUGUUUCCACAUAGAUCCUCAGUGUUUCCACAUAGAUCUGCUUCUGAAAUACUAUUUAAAGUGAUUUUCUCAAGCUUGAGCCUGUGCAAUAAAUUUGUUGAAAUGUAAAAGAUAGAAGUAAAGGCAUAAGUAGAUAGACAAGUAUCAUUACAUAAUGAACUGAAAUCUGAUGCCAAAAAAGUCAACCUUCUGUAUGAAGCAUCCAGAGUAUGUAGUCCACAGUCUGCAGACCAUGGAGGGCGUGUCCUGUUUGUCUUUUUUGCUCUCAUCUAUUGUCUGUACAUGCUGAAGAAGAAGAGUUAUUGCCAUAGUGGGUUGUUUUAAUUAUGGGCUAUCUUUUCCCAAAUUAAACAUGACUUAGAGGGCUGAAGACAAUACCUUAAUGGUGGUUUGCAUGGUCUUAAACAUGUGUUGUACUUCAUUGUGUUGAAUUGAAUUUGCUGUGCAUGAUUGAAUGUUUUGUAUACAGUAUUGAUUUUUCUUCUCAUGAAAAAUAAAGUAUCUAAAUUAGA